UUCCAAAACAUACGUAUCCAAAUAUGUACCGACUAGGGUUUCAUAAUAUUUUUUCUUGAAAUCGACGAUCAUAUAACAAAGUGAGCACAGAAAAAGACACUCCGCACAGUGCGGCAAGAGAGAGAAGAAUAUGGGUUCGCGAGAGAAAGACCAGCCAACGCCGCACCUGAGCAGCCUAGUUGUAAGGCCCACCGACAGCGGCGGAGAUAAUGACAGUGACGGUGCUGGUAGCGACUACGAGCCCGGUGAGGUUCGUCCAGAUGCACCACCCUAUUCACGUUCCGGUCGAUUCUCCGAUACUCAUGCUGAGCACUUUGCCUGGUGCAAGAACAUUGGUCUUGAGGAAGGCACGUGGUGAGGUUCUGGUAGAGAAAUUUGGUUGGGGUGUUAUGAACAGGAAAGAAUAACUGUCGAAUAUAAUAUUUUACAGGGUUUUUCAUGAGCUGUGAGCUCUUUGUAUCUUGUUGUGUUUCAUGGGCUGCUCUAUUGAUAGUCAGCUUGUAUGGUUUGGUGAAUUAUCUCUUUGAAGGAAAUUGAGAAUGUUACAUGAGGUAUCUGAGACUGAUCCAUUACUAAAUGGUUGAUAUUGUGAAUGAAGUGUUUUUGCUGGUUGUCUUUAUAGUUGUAUUGUUGAAGUGGCUGGAAAUGCUGCAACGGUGAUGAGUGGUAACAGGUGAAAGUUGACAAAGACCCAAACUUCCAGUGAAGCAACAGAUAUCUUUUGGUGGACAAUUGGUGUUCCAAAUCCAUCCCAAUCCUUGUCAUUUGGAUUCAAGGAAACUGAUGAAUGUCUUAGUCUUUUCAGUUUCUUGCUUUCUCCAAUUAGCGGUUGUUUUUGGGAUUUUUUUCCUUUAAUACUUUAUUUUGCCGGUUAAAUAGGAAUUGAAUUGGGCAUGCAUUUGGAUUAGUUGCUUUGCUCCAGGUUUAGUUUCGGUUGAUAAGAGGAUUCCAUGUAAGUUUUGAUGCAUCAGUCAGUUAGUCCCAUGUAGAAGCUUGAACUUAAUAGGUCUAAUCAACAAACUAAGGGCUGGUUUGCAAAGGGAUUUACUAAGUUCAGUGCUUGGAUUUUCUCAGCCAUUUGCGCAAGCGCUUACGAUGGUUAUGAUUGGUUUCACUUUUUGGUAAGUUGGUUAUGGUUGGUUUCGCUCAAUUUACAGUCAUUUUGUUAAGGAGUUGGAAUGCAUUUUGAGUUGAUUAUUAGCAGUUUGAUAAUUUUAUGGAAUGCAUUUUGCUUGGAUCGUUAGGAGUUCAGUAAUUUUAAGGUCCUGGCUUUGGUGCAGUUGGGAGUUUCUAAUUACUACUUGCGUUGGUGGUAUUGGUUGUUUUUCAUCAAUGAAUACGGGUUUUCUAUUUGAUGUGUUUAGAGGGAAUAAAUGUCAACCGUGCAGUGUGUCAAAUCCACGGUACUGGCUUCACAUUUAGUAACCAAGUCUAUUUUACCUCAAGGAUUGCAGUAACUUAUCAUGUGAGGUGUGGAUGAUAUGGCAAAUUGUAGUUUUCUACAGUUGAUGUACUGUAAUAAUCUUGUUUGAGACAUAAAUUUGAAGACAGUCGUCCUCGAGAUUCACAUUCUCUUCCUGCUACUCUUUCUCUAAUAUUCUACAAGAAGCUCUGAACAAUGGUACUGGUUGCACAAGCUUAGUCCAAUUGUUGGCAUUUCAUGGGUAGCAAAAACUUUAGCUUAAUUAGGAUUAGGAAAUAAUAUGGGUAACUUUCUCUCAUGAUAUAGUGCCUCUUAUGUUUGGGAUUCACUGGAUUUUUUCAGGAUAUAGAAUACGUGCAGGUUCUGUUUCACCUGAGCGCCAUAGGAAUGCAGAUCAUCGGUAUAGUCCUGAUUUUGAUCAUUCUGGUGGCCCACCACGUAGUCGUGGAUUUGGCAGAGGGAAAUAUCCAGGCAGACAUCGAGACUAUUCACCCCCUUACGGUCGUGGAAGAGAAGCUGGCAGGUUUCUGGGCAAAAGUUAUGAUAGACCUGGUUAUGGUGCAGGGCAAGUUAGAGGCGAAGGUCUACCUAGAAGUAACCCAAAUGUACGGCCAAGAGAUGGUGAUUGGAUGUGCAUGGAUCCGUUAUGUAACAACUUGAACUUUGCAAGGCGAGAGUACUGUAACAAAUGCAAAAGGCCUCAAUAUGCACCUGCUGGGAGUCCUAGGAGAGGUUUUCCUGGCCCCCCUCCUCCUCGCCACAUUCCUGGCCCCCCAAUCAACCGUUCUCCAGGAAGGUUUGUGAAUGGGUAUAGGUCCCCCCCUCGUGGCUGGGCUAGAGAUGAUGCCAGAGAUUUCAGAGUUGGGGUUCCUCAUUCCAGAUAUGAAGGGAGGUUUGCAGAUCCGCCAAUCCGUAGAGAUAGGCCUGAUUAUCCCGAUGCUGAUUAUAGGGACAGGAGUAGGUUUGAAAGGCCUCCACCCCUGGAUUGGGGACGGGAGCGUGUCAGAGAGAGCUUCUUAAGCGAGAGGAAAGGUUUGGAAAGGCGAAUACCAUCUCCGCCUCGUCCUCCAGUAUUACCUCGUGGCCAAUGGGCCCGUGAUAUCAGGGAGAGAAGUCGUUCUCCAGUGAGAGGUGGACCGCCACCCAAAGACUAUCACCGUGAUUUAUACAUGGGAAGGGGACGAGAUGAUCGGCGAGUUGGACGUGAUGCAUAUUAGCUGGUGUGGAAAUUAUUAUUUUGGUUAAACUAGAUGUAUGUUUCAUGGCUAGCAAAAGUAACUUGUCAAAUAUUUUCCUAGUUUCCAAGCACAUUUUCCAUCAAAUUCAGAACCCGUUUAUGUAAUUUUAUUUGUGCAGGCAGCCAUUUGAGUUACUGAACCAUAACAAACUUUGGUGAAUCUCCUUUUUAGUUGUUCCUUUUGGCUUUAAAUAUUCCCCAGUUUGUUUGCA
This is a messenger RNA of Nicotiana attenuata, 2872 nucleotides long. RefSeq lists its product as uncharacterized. Lineage: Eukaryota; Viridiplantae; Streptophyta; Magnoliopsida; Solanales; Solanaceae. Gene Ontology annotation, molecular function: RNA binding; transcription coregulator activity. The record is from RefSeq and is a predicted model, not a curated record. Gene Ontology annotation, cellular component: nucleus. The transcript has 3 exons. The coding region runs from base 1738 to 2640 and encodes 300 amino acids. Gene Ontology annotation, biological process: regulation of DNA-templated transcription.